Triticum urartu is the source of this 3226-nucleotide messenger RNA. The record is from RefSeq and is a predicted model, not a curated record. Lineage: Eukaryota; Viridiplantae; Streptophyta; Magnoliopsida; Poales; Poaceae.
UGGCGAUCGAUGAUAUGCAAUAAUUUUCAGUGUGAAGCAUGAAACUAGCAAGAACUUUCAGCGCACCUUCUUUUUCCGACGUAAUUUAAGUGGAUCUCAACAGCUGCACAUGAUUACAUGAAGCAUGUUGCUGCACCUUGUAACAUAUCCCCAGCUAACAUUGAUUCUUUCCACAUCAUGGAAACGGAGUAAAAGUAUGCCACAUGUUCUUUCUUCUAGACUAGAUCAAUUCCAUGGCGAUCUGGGUGACCACUAACGAAAGAAGGCUCCCUUGAUUGCGCUAUGUUACGGAAGGUAGAGUUUGAGCAGCAUAUCACGCUCAUCGGCUCCAUCCAGAACAACCACAUUGUGCCACUGCGGUGGUAUUACCGUAAAAACGAUGAGAGGUUACUACUGUAUGAUUUCAUCUCCAUGGGUAGCCUAGCAAAAGCACUUCAUGGUAAAGGUUCUGGCCCAGCUCCACUGGACUGGGAGCAGCGGUUGGCUAUCUCACUAGCUGCUGCGCGCGGUGUGCAGGCUAUCCAUUUAACUGGACCAUCGAGCUGCCAUGGCAACAUCAAAUCUUCCAACAUCCUGCGCACCGGAACCCACGAUGCAUGUGUGUCGGAGCACGGCCUGAUAACACUACUUGACAAGUAUUCCAAUGCCUCGGGCUACCGCGCGCCUGAGGUCACUAGCAAUAGGCGGGUUUCUCAGAAAGCCGACGUGUACAGCUUUGGCAUCCUACUGCUAGAGCUUCUAACCUGCAAGGCUCCGGUAAAUAGCACAAGGGAUAUGGAGGGAGCUCGUUUGGCACAGUGGGUGCGUUCCAUUGUUCAUACUGAGUGGACUGCGUUGGUGUUCGACGUGGAGCUCCGAGGACGGGAGAAGGACGGGAAAGAAGAGUGCAUGGUGCGACUUCUGUGGCUUGCCUUAAACUGUUGCAGUGAAUAUCCCAACAAGAGGCCUACAAUGCCUAAAGUUGUGCAGCAGAUCGAAGAGAUCAGAAGAGAAAGUAAACUAGCUCCAGCCAAAACACCAUCUCUGGAAAGCAGUAGCAGUUGCCAAAACAUGAGAACUGUAGCUCCAGCUGAAAAGAUGCCAUCACAAGAAAGCAGUGACAGUACCCCCAAAACGGGAAUUGUGGCUGCACUCAAAGCGGCACUAUCACAGCAUGUGAAGCUAACUAGUACACAAAAUGUGGGAACUUCUAUCAUUGGGUCGACAAUGACACGCCAAUUGUUCGACCUGAAAGACCUGCUUGGGGCAUCGACUGAAGUUCUGGGCAAGGGUACAGUCAGGACAACAUACAGAGCAACACUAGAUAGUGGGUAUAAGCUGGUGGUCAAGAGGCUGAAAGAUGUGGACUUGGAGGAGGCGGUCUUUAAGCGGCUUGUUACGCUGUUUGGUGCCAUCCAGAACAAACACAUAGUGCCACUUCUAUGGUAUUACUGCAGCAAGGAUGAGAAGUUGCUAGUGUAUAAUGUAGUCCCCACGGGUAGCCUAGCAAAAGUACUCCACGGCGACCAAGGUUCUGGCCCAGGUCCACUGGACUGGGAGCAGCGGUUGGCUAUCUCACUAGCUGCUGCGCGUGGUAUGCAGGCUAUCCACUUAGCUGGGCCAUCGAGCUGCCAUGGCAACAUCAAAUCUUCCAACAUCCUGCUCACCGGAACCCACGACGCAUGUGUGUCGGAGCAUGGCCUGAUAACACUUGGCAUUUAUUCCAAUGCCUCCGGCUACCGUGCACCUGAGGUCACCCGCAAUAGGUGGGUCUCCCAGAAAUCUGACAUGUACAGCUUCGGCAUCCUACUGCUGGAGCUUCUCACCCGCAAGUCUCCACUGGAGAAGAGAUUUCAGGAUGACGGGGGAGUACAUUUGCCACGGUGGGUGUGUUCCAUUAUACCUGAGGAGUGGACGGCGAAGGUAUUUGACGUGGAGCUCCUAGCACGGGGGCAGAAGGACGGGAAAGAGGAGUGCAUGGUGCGACUUAUGCAGCUUGGGCUAAAGUGUUGCAGUCAAGAUGCUGACUCGAGGCCUACAAUGUCUGAUGUCGUGCAGCGGAUUGAGGAGAUCGGACAGUCCUAAUUGCUGACAAAGAACCUCACACAUCAUAGUGAGUGAAAGUUGCUGGGCCACAGUUGCAUUCAAAUGUCAUAUAUUUUCAGUACCCCCUUUCAACUGGUUAUCCCAGAGAACGAUAAAUAAAUUUUGACGAUAAAUUUAUCUCAGAGAACUACUAUCCUGAAAAAGACUUUCACUGCAAGUUAGUAAAUUGUAAUAGAUCACCUGUCCUACAUGUUAUUGGCAUAUAUACCCUGCACUUUUCCAAAUAAAAAUAAAAAUUGGCAUAUAUACUCUGCACUUUUCCACAGUGGCGGAGCUUUGUGGAGAGCAACCUGGGCCAUUGCCCCCCCAGUCCAUAAGAAAGUUAGCAAAUAUCCUCUAGUAUUCAGCCCAUAUGUCCAAUUAAAAUCAGCCUAAAAGCAUGUUUCUUGCCCCUCCAGCCCAUUUGCCCCUCCACAAAUUCAGCCCAAGCUCCGCCACUGCUUUUCCAAAUUAAACGUUGGGUUCAUGAUUCUACCAGCUAAGCUGGGAUGCUUAGAUAUAUGUGAAAACUAAAAUACCUGUUAUAUGUUUCUUUACAAAAUUAUAACCAGCGAAGAAAAACUAAUGAAAAGAUGCAAUCAUGUUUGCUUUUAGACUCAUAUUUCCGGAAAAGAGACUAUCCUAUUCUUCUUCGUGUCCAAUUACAAUUACAAUAAAAAUUAAUAAGCUUCGAUCUUUUUUCAGUCAUUCAACAUAAAUAAAGCAUAAAUUCUACUUACAGAUUACGGAUGAAACAGAACACAUCAAGCCAAGAAUUACAGUGUUCAGUACCUUGCUCAAGCAGGAGUAGCGUGAACCGACCACCUCUCCGAACGAAGUCGACGCACGCUUUCCCAGUACUUUCGCUUAUGCAUCCGUGCCUCGUGUAGCAGCUCCACCGGCGCCGGCGUAGGCGCUGCCUCGCUGGAGCAGACGGUGCACUGCAGGGUGCGGGGAGGGAGUCAGGGAGAUGCCGCAUCGGGCGCCAGUCGCUUGAGGUGGAGGCGCUCUCCGGAAAGGUGGGCUCGGCUGCGCCAGAGUGGAGCCGGGAGCAGUCGGACGACCUGGACUGGACGGAGGCGGCGGCGGCGGCGGCUUCGAGCUCGAGUGGGCUGGACGACCUGGACGAAGAGAGAGAGGCAGACGUGGGCAAUGGGCUGGA